Messenger RNA from Lodderomyces elongisporus, 1734 nucleotides. RefSeq lists its product as uncharacterized. Gene Ontology annotation, molecular function: ethanolamine kinase activity. Lineage: Eukaryota; Fungi; Ascomycota; Pichiomycetes; Serinales; Debaryomycetaceae. The transcript has a single exon. Gene Ontology annotation, biological process: phosphatidylethanolamine biosynthetic process. The coding region runs from base 1 to 1734 and encodes 577 amino acids. The record is from RefSeq and is a predicted model, not a curated record. Gene Ontology annotation, cellular component: cytoplasm.
AUGGAUUCUCCAACCCAGAAACUAACUACAUACACCACCUCUGAUGGACAAAACUCUAAACUGCCGCAUCUUUCCUUAAAGGAAGCCAACGACGAGUUUUUACCAGCAGCAAAUUGCUUCAUUUCCAAUCAGAAAAUACACUUUACUCCACUCGACGAUAGUCAAUUAGAACAGGGACAGGAGGCAGCGCAAAAUGCUCUCAAAACAGCCAACUUGAUGAAAAUUGAUGCUUCCUAUUUACCCGAUAAGCUCUACUUGAAAAACAAGAAUCGUCUUUACAACUUGAAUAACUUAUCAGACCUGGAAAGCGAAACAAAUGGGACAGGUUUGAUGCCACCACAGUCACAGUCACAGUCACAACCACAGUCACAGUCACAGUCAUACCUCAGCCCAAACGCACAAGCAAAUGCAAACUCACACGAGCAAGCUGGAUUGGGGUCGAGGUUAAGCUCACGUGCGGGAUCAAGAUCGCCGUCACCUUCGCCAUCGAGUGUUCCAGAGUCGAUAACUUCUUCACUCUACUUUCCCAAACUAGUCAUUGACUUGAAUGAAAACUUAGAAAAUGAAUAUAAACAAUUAAAGAGAUUAUUAAUGAGAGUAUUUCCACAAUGGCUGGAGCCAGGAAAGUUGGUGUUGAAGCAAGUAACUGGUGGUAUCACCAAUAUGCUCUUGUCAUGUGAAUAUGACUCAACAACCACUGUGCUUAUUCGAGUCUAUGGCCACGGUACGAAUCUCAUUAUAGAUAGACACAGAGAGUUUAUCUCACACAUGAUUCUCAACUCUAUCGGUUUAGCUCCUCCCGUUUUUGCCCGAUUCAAAAAUGGCAUGAUUUAUGGCUUUCUCCUGGGUCGAUCCUUGAAACCAGGAGAACUCAGCAAUAUUGAAAUCUAUCCCUUAAUUGCUCAACAGUUGGGCAAUUGGCACAACUCUUUAGACUACAAACUCAUUGAAGAAGGUGUUGAAAAAAUUAGGACUUUAAGACUCGGUGCAAGAAGAAACUCUUUUUCAAAGAAAAAGAAAUCAUCAUAUGCCAAGAAACGAUUCAUUUCCAAUAUCUGGGAAUUGAUAGACGACUGGAUCGAGAUUGUACCAAUUAAUCCGGAAUUGAUAGCCUCUUUUCAACAACACCUUAAUAUUGAAGUCAAUGAAACAAACCUUAAAGAAGUUGUCAAAGAAGAGUUUCGCUGGCUUCAAGAAACUUUAGAAAAAGUACAAUCACCAAUUGUCUCAUGCCAUUGUGAUCUACUAUCGGGAAAUGUCAUUGUCCCCGCCGAUGACAACAACAACAACAAUGUUAACAACACCAAAUCACAUUUAAACGAUACCCAUUCUAUACCACCAGUGGACCUCAACCCUGUCAAAUUUAUCGACUAUGAAUACAUGUUACCUGCACCUCGUGCUUUUGACAUUGCAAACCAUUUGGCCGAAUGGCAAGGCUUUGAUUGCGAUCGAAGUGCUAUCCCUACUCCUACAAUAGAAAACCCCACAAUCCUCGAAUUUUGCAAAUCGUACUUGGACUGCGUUGGCGACUCAAAUGACAAUGACAAGAUUAAGGAAUUGGUGAAUGAAAUUGCAAUGUUUUAUGGACUUCCGGGCUUUUACUGGGGAAUUUGGGCAAUGAUCCAGAGUGAGUUGUCCAACAUAGAUUUCGAUUAUGCAAACUAUGGGAAAUUAAGACUAGAGGAAUAUUGGGAUUGGAAAUCAAGGUUUGCAAAGCAUCAAAUUUCAGUGUAA